This is a messenger RNA of Caenorhabditis auriculariae, 7914 nucleotides long. The record is from the annotation of a GenBank genome assembly. NCBI's taxonomy places the organism in Eukaryota, Metazoa, Nematoda, Chromadorea, Rhabditida, Rhabditidae.
AUGGCGGCAAUGGUUUCAAACAUGGUUUGUUCUAAAAUAUAUUUUUUUUCGUCGGAGUAGAAGUGAAAAUUAUUUGGAAAAUCUAGUAUUUUUUUAGCGUUUUCCAAUUCCUGGUGCAGCUGGACCAUCAAAUGUUACUCUGACGAUCCAACCGUCAACAUCCCACAGUGCGUAUUUUUUGAAUUCGCCUCUUUUCUUUUUUUUGCGUAGUUUUCACAAAAUUUUCAGGUUUCCGGAGGCCACAACAACAGAAUGCUGGACGGUUUAACCACAACCCGGUAUAGUUUUUUUUUGUUAUAUCUUUCAAAAUGUUUUUCAUCGAUGAAACUGAGAAUUUAUCAUUAUUAUUUUUUCAAUUGACCAUUCACUUUUUUUUCAGUUCCAAAUGGGCGUUGGCGACAUGAUGGGAGAUGGUCCUGGCCGUCGAUUACGGAAAAAUGUGGCCAAUGUUCGUCGACAUGUUGAUUAUGUUUCUACUGUGUUGAAUCACGCAGAGGUUUGUUGCCUUCUUCGUAUUGCGUUUUUGUUGGUGAAAUUUUUUUUUUGCGUCAAUAGAGUUCGGUUUUCCGCGAUCAAAGGUUCUAUUUCUCUUCUUGUUGCUUAUUUUACAUCCAAGUUUCUCAUUACGUUAACUCACAACUCAAAGGUUUUCUCACUAAUUCUUAACACGGAAGCCUAUUAAAUUUCAAGAACUUAGUUCAUGGUUACUACCAGUCGAAAACAAUUCCGUAAUUAACCUUCAUUUUUCGAUGCAGAAUAUUUUGAAAAUCGUGAAUAAUUCGAGAAUCAAUCUUUUCAUUUGGGUAAGCCAUUCUUUAUGCUCUUCAAUCAUCAUAUUCAUCAUCUUAUUCUUCAAACAUCUUGUCGUCCAAUUUCACUUUUCUGUAUAUUUUUUUAACUAUUGAACUUAUGUCCGAUUGUUCAUCUUAAUUUCCUUGGUUUCUUUAAAGCCCUGUAGUAUAAAAUUAUCCCAUCAUCACAAAUCCAGAAAUUUUUUUUCAACUUACUCGGAGUUUUUCGUCGAGAUUUGAAAAAAAAAAGUUAGUUAUCAAUUGUUUAAUCAAAGAUUCAGGAUUUGAAAAUUUUGUCAGUUGAAAGGCUUGCGUUUCCAAAUAAUAGUUAAUAACUAUUUUCUAGUGCUUUCUCUCUGUUUUUUACAGGCGUCAUUAAAGUUCUUCUCUUUUCGAAACGUCGUGUAGUAAUCUUUUGAAACCCUCAAACAUUUUUCAUUUUUUUGUAUGCAACCAAAUUUGCUCGUUAUAUAUUUUCCCAUAUAAUUUAUAAGAAUUGAACAUGUUCAUUAAAUUGCAGUUAAUUUUAAAGGUAUCAUGGCCGCACCCCGCGGUGGGAUUCAGCCGACGUAUGCUUUCGAGUCGUGAUUUCGAAAUAACACUACCUCCUUAAAAGGAGAAAUAACUUUAUUGCUCAUUUUUAAAAUUGUUUGCGAGUCAACCCUUUCUCCUGAACUAAUUGAUUCAUUUUCUUGCCCAUGUAGGACUUGAAAAUUUUCGAUAAGAGCUUAUAAAGAUGCUUUUUAUGAGAGACCGCCUCUAAAGAGAGAGUUACGAAGCAGAAAAAAAAAGCUUCCGUCAGAAGGGAAGCCGUAAAUACAGAAAUGAAGCUGAGAAGUUGAGGCGCGACUGUGGCAGUAUGGACGGAAGCAACGGAUGCUGCAGCAGCCGGACGAACUCUACCAGAACACGGCGUUGCCCGUCCACUGCACGAUGGACGUCCCUGUCGACUGCAUCCUCACCAAAUUCGUCCGCGCCGCCAUGAACAAAGUCAAGUGUCCCGUCUACAGUCUCUGUGUACGUUCACAUCUUCUUUAUCAAGUUCCUUUUCAUCCAUAUCAAAUUUGCCUCUCCUUCCCUGCUUAGAUAGCUUUCUCGAAGUAUUUGUAUUUCGCAAAAGCAUUCAAUAGCUGAUUUUCGGAAAAAUAUCCAUGUUUAAUUCAAAAAAAGUCUUUGCGGUUCAGCUUGAAUCAAGUGAAAGAAAAUUUGAAACAGUUUGUUAUAAUUAUUUCAAUUUUUUUCGUAUUUUUUUACAAAGCUUACAUUGCUCCUCCUUGUUAUUUUGAACUUUCUGUCAAAAUUGGCGAGUUUUCAUUCAAUUAAAACUAGGAUAAUUAAAAAAAUAUUUAAAAAAGGAUGGAAGUGAUAGAUGUAAACCAUUUUUUAAAGAAAAUUUCCUACGUGGAAGACACUGUCUAGAUAAAACUUUUUUCUAAAAUUACAAACUACUGACUAACUACUGGUGUGCACUAUAAAACAGACUGUCAUAAUCGAAAUAAAUCUGUGAAGUACUUCAGCUUUAUCUCAAAGACUUGAUUUAAAGACUUGUCUCGAAACUGCGAAAAAGUGUUUUCCGCUGUCUAUUCAUUUAGAUUUUGAAUUUCAGUGGUCGCCGGAGGGAAAGCGACUGAUAACGGGGGCAUCAACUGGCGAGUUCACACUUUGGAACGGUACCGCGUUCAAUUUCGAGACGAUUCUACAGGUAAUCAGGAAGUAGUUUAACUUGCGCCGUCCAGGAGCUUGCGGAACAGUUCGGUCGACCUCGUCGUGGUCCCAAACGCCUCGACUUUUAAAUUUCAAAUCAAUGUUCCGUACUUUCUUUUUUCUUGUUCUUUCCACAAAAAGUGUCAUGUAAAUAAUAGACAAUGAACAAGAGAAAGAGAAGUUUCCGCAAAUAAAAUUGGAAACAAUCGCUACAGAAACUCCGUUCUUACCCGGUAUGUUUGCCCUUUUCUUAAUGUAUUGACAGUUUAAUAAAGAAUAAAUAAAAUUCACAUCCAUUGUCAUAUUUCUUUUUGAAAUGGGAUUUGGUUGUGAAUAAUAAAUAUUAAUUAUAUUUUGGUUUCGGUGCAUUUAAGGGAAGAACUUUACAACAUUUUUUCAAACAGAAAGGACAGUUAUAAUAAUCCUUAAAGGAUCACUUGCCAAAAAAUGCUGAAUAUUACACUUUAUAUCUAUCAAGGCUCGAAAUUUGAUUCAUAGAAAGUAAAAAAUGAUUAUGAUUACUGAGGUUAAUGUUUGGAAACGGAGAGUUGUCCCGUUUUCGAAAUGGGAUACGCCUGAAUCUCUGCAUAAAUAUUUCCUGUUCUUUGUGCGGUUAGUGGUAAAAAGGUCAGCGCAAUUUUUUCUACUUUAACCAAUAAUUCCUCAAUCAGUUGUUUCGAAGCGAAUAACGACCUUUACAGCAGUUGCUUCUUCACAGGAGAAGGAAUCGAAUCCCUAUCAGAUCAUUUUCACAGGAUAGUUGAGAUCAUCCGCAGUGCCGAAUUUUUUAGACGAAUUUUUUUUUCUCAAUUUUAUGAAGUUUGAUUGUUUUUUUAAGCUAGCGAGUUUUGGUAUAAAAAAGUAGAUACUUAAAUUCAGUAAAUCCGUGAAUGAAUGUCCCACUUUUUUCCACCAAAUGAAUCAUAAAUCGUAAAGUCGGCUCAAGAUAGAUGAAACGUAAAAAAUUGACUGUCAAGCUUGAAGGGUUCCGACGUGACUCCUGGGGCAGCAUACUUUUGAAAAGUUGGGGUGAGAGGUUAAGAAUGAGUGUUAAGGCACACGACUCGGCGAUCCGCGCGAUGCGGUGGUCGUCGAACGAGCAGUGGCUGCUGAGCGCCGACCAGGAUGGCUACGUCAAGUACUGGCAGCCGAACAUGAACAACGUGCACAUGUUCGCCGCCCACAAGGACGAAUCCGUGCGCGGUCUUUGGUACGGUUUUCGUUGCAGCCUCUGCUUUCGUUCUCGAGUCAUUGGAACCAAUUAAGAAAAAGCAGUUUUUUCAUCCCCAUGGCUAUUUUUCGAUACAAUUCCUGUUGCGGCAGUUACAUCGACGAGGAAAAUUAUCUUCUGUAUCCUUCUCGCUUACAGCUUUGCUCCCACGGAUGUGAAGUUUGCGACGGCUUCUGACGACGGAACUUGUCGCGUUUGGGAUUUCGCGCGAUGUGCCGAAGAAAAAGUGCUCCGUGGCCACGGAUCCGAGGUAGGUGAAGCCGGUGACAAGCUAACUUAGGCCUGAAGUGCCAAAAUCUCGAAUAUCAGGUGUAAAAUAGUUAUCUCGAUAUUUUUUGAAAAAAAUCUGUAAUCACAGUUUUGAUUUCGGGCAAUACUUCUGAGGUGUGCUAGUUCCACUGAUUAUAGUUUUUUUGCGUUCUUUUUGGAAUUUAGUUAUUCGUAUGUUGAAGUUUAGCACGAUCCAUCUACUAGUCAAAAAUGAUCUCCUCCGAGAAGGUCAAAUUUGUUGAAGAAUUUUUAAAAAGGUGUUGAGAGCCGCUUUGAUACUUGUUCAUACACCUCUUAGCAACGUUAGAACCCAGAUUGAGGAUAACCACAGUAACGAACUUUGCGCACCUCGUAUCAUACAGAAGUUCGACUGUCUUCUGAGAAAAAGUCUCUCAUUUUGAGGUUCGCUGCAUCGACUGGCACCCGACCAAAGGACUCAUCGUCUCAGGCUCUCGCGACACUCAACAGCCCGUCAAGCUGUGGGAUCCGAAGAGUGGACAGUGUCUUGCCACUUUGUGCGUUCACUUAAGGGGCUAGGAUGAUUUCGGGCGUUUCAGCCAAGAACACAAAAGUUCUGUGAUGGCCGUGGAGUUCAACCGGAACGGCAACUGGCUGCUGACCGGCGGCCGCGACCAUCUCGUCAAGAUGUACGACAUCCGCGUCAUGAAGGAGAUGCACACUUACCGAGCCCAUAAAAAAGAAGUCAUUUGUGAGUUUCCGUCUGUUUUUCGUCUGAAAAGUCGGCUCCAGCGGUCGCCUGGCAUCCUGUCCACGAGGGUUUGUUCGUCUCUGGAGGCGGCGACGGCUCCAUCGCCUAUUGGCUCGUCGACAGCGAAAAGGUAACGAAUAGGAUAUGCAGGGCGAAAUCUCCUCCUUUUAUUUAGAAUCGGCUUCACAAUCAAACUAACUUGAAAUUUUUCUCACAGUAGAAGUCAUUUUUCGAUAAAUGUUUUUUUUUACUAAUCUUUUCUCAAAAUUUUCUGUUUUCAAAUGUAUUCAACUAAAUAAGGUAUGUCCUAUUUUUCGUUUUCAAAAUAAUAACUCGGCGGUUGAAGCAGUUGAACAAAUGAAAGUUUUAAAUUGCAGGAGAUCGGAUUCCUGGAACAUGCACACGACCAGGCGAUUUGGGCCAUGAGAUGGCAUCCGAUGGGACACAUUUUGGCCACUGGUUUGAAAGAUUUGGUUUCUUUUCAAUUAGAACUUGAUCAAUUUGAGGCUCAAACGACAACAACACCAAGUUCUGGGCACGAAACAGACCUGGAGAUACUCAAGAGGACAUUUUCGGUCUAUCUUCAAUAGCCAUGGUUAGUGACGUUUUUGAACUUCUAACGAAAAAAUGUACGCUUCCACUUGAUCGACACCCAGCUUUUUAAUUUGUUCUUAUGUAUUGUUAAGAGCUUCUCUUCUUCCGCUAGUUUUUUUUUUGAACUUACAUUUUGCUGUCGUGAAAGCUCUCUGCAAGAAGAGGUGGUUUCAGGUCGGAGCUCUGGACAAGGAACGAGAACCGAAGGCUGCUCCAAAGCCAGUGGCCAUAGAUCCGUUGGCCGAAGAGUUGGCCCUUCCCGAGAACACGUUCAUUCCCGGAAUGGGACUCGACGACGAGCUCUAUGAGCAGGUUUCUUGCUCAUAGAAAAGCCCAGUCCAUCUUCAAUUUUCAGAUGAAUCGCGACGUGCAUGUGGGCGGAAUGGACUCAGGGCUUCUGGUGCCCGACGAUCUAACCAGAACGCAACAAGGACCUAUGAUCGGCGCCAAAAGGACGCUGAUCAAGCAGCUGCCAGCGAAAAAGGCGCAACGCCAAUUCGAACGCAUGUGGAACAUUUCCAAGGGAGUUGGAGCAGGUCGGCGCUGUCAGGUCUUUCGAGAUGGGGUUUUUUUUGCAGGAACUGACGACUUCUCGGCCGUUCUUGGAGGAAUGGGAAGGAACGACGAGCAAAGCUCUGCAAACUCACAAAACCCUCACGAAAACGCAGGACGCAGAGCCAAGCCGAGCCUUCUUGGCGAUGCUCCAACGCCGUCGCUUCUCGGCGGUCCCAAGCCGACCCCGUCCCUUUUGGGCCCACCAUCGAGUCGUCCUCCAGCUCCGCCGGGGCCUCCGCCAACGGUCAAUGCUGGCCCUUGGCCUCCCAAGCCGCCUCUUCGUCCGCCACCGCAGCCACAUCAGAUGCCGCCGCCAUUCCAACCGCCUUUCGACCGCUCCGUGCCGCCUUCCCAGCAGUCCUUCGAACGCUCGGGCCCGCAGUCUCAGCAGCAGCAACAAUACGAAAGACUGCCUCCUUUCCAGCAACAUCAGUCCUUCGAUCGCGAUCGCCCUGCCCCGUCACAGCGUUCUGGUUCGUUUGACGUCAUCUAAUUAAAGUCCAUAUUUUCAGUGGAAAUGGUUUGAGAUCUUAUCUAUUUGAGCCUCAUAUAACUAUCCCAAAUUUCCAUUCGAAAUCGCACGAAAAUUACCUUCCGAAGCAAACCGAUAUAGCGCGUCAAAAAGCGAAAUAACGGUGUAGGAGUCCACCCUACCAACUUUACGUAGAUUUGCGGACGAACCAUCAAACUUGACGUUAAAUGUCGGCUAAUCACCUUCCAAUCAGAGCUUAUGCUCAAUGAUUCGCGUAAACAUCUACGAUUCCUUUCAGAUGCUCCGAUGGGACAAAAAACUUCCACUCCGCCUCCGGCUACAGCUCCGCAACAAAGGCAGCCACUUCGUCCGACGCCUCCGAUGCCGCCGCCGCAGUUGUUCAACAAGAUGGGCGUGCCGAUUCCACCUCCAGGGCUGCCGCCGCCAGGAAUGUCUUCGGCCAUGUGGCCGUUGCCGCCGCCUCUGAACGUACAUCAACAGCAAAUGCUGAAUCGCGUGGGACCGCCUCCGCCGGCUCGAUCUUCUGGAGAGGUGAAACAACCCUUUCAAUGGUCAAAGAAGUAUUAUGACUAUGGUUUGUAAAAAUGAUAGGAGGACAUCGAAAAGAGAAAAGGAAAAAAGGGGGUGAAGUAUGAUUUUAAACAAUAUAAUAAAAAAAAGAAAGGGUCGUGCGAUACAGACAUUUCUGGCGAUGUGACCGGCGGAAUUUUUUUCGAAAAUGUAUAUUUUCGAAAAAAAAUAGAUUUUCUUUUAACUUUCAUAGUUGAUCGAGAUUCUUUUAAUUUUCUCUUUACUUCCUAUCCGAUUUUUUGUGAAGAAAAAGUUACAGAAAGCUAAACUUUUAUGACCAGGAAUAUUAUGUUCUGUCUUCAUUUAUUUGUAUCCAACUACCUAUAAUGAUUUUUUUUUCAUUGUCGUUUUUAAAAAAAAUUUAAGGAUGUGGACUAUCGCCUCCCACCGCCCGCAGCACCUUCGCAGUCAGGAGACGUCGACUUGCGCUCCGUCAGAAUGCCGCCUCCAAUCAACUUCGGACAGCCGCCGCCGACAAAAGCCCCGCCAAAGGCCGACGAAUCCUGGAGGACUUCUUCAGGAGCAGCCGCUCUUCAGAACAAAUUGCCGCCGCCGCAGUUCGGUUCGAGAAAAGAUGUUUCGUCUUUGUUUCAUUUCUGUGUUUCUUUCAGAUCUCCCACCAUCUACACAUCAGCCGAAUCUUCCUGUUGAUCCACGUCUGAACGAUCCGCGGUUAAGACCCAGGGUAAGAUUUUUUCCGUCUUAUCGAUGACUUUUGUCCCAAAGAGUAUAUUUUUUCGGCUUCUUGAUGGAAGAUAUGUUGUCUCAGAAAAAAGAACAACAACAAAGACAUAUGCUCAUUCAGAACGAGGAGCCGCGACAAGAGAAGAAGAGCGGAUGGAUGCCGCAGUUCAACACAGCUCAACCGCCACAACUACCCAAUCCUCCUCAACAUCAACAGCAGCAAGGCACGGGCGGUCCGAUGCGCAACGGCGCCGAUUCCUGGCGUUCUCAGCCGUCGAAGAACGGGCAGCGGCGGCCUGGAGGACCCUAUUGA